AUGAGCACCGCCCAGGUCCCCUUCGCCUUCCCCAUGGUCCACGUCAUCCUCUUCGUCUUCACGGCCUCCACCAUCUUCCACCUCCAGCAGCGCCUGGUGAGGAUUCAACCCACGUGGGAGGAGCUGCUGCCAGCACUCACGCCGGCCGUGACCUUCAGGCCCGUGAGCCAGAGGACCCCGAGCCGGCCACUCGGGGGCAUGUGGACCAUCAACGCCAUAGGUCGCCUGGGGAACCAGAUGGGCGAGUACGCCACGCUGUACGCCCUGGCCAAGGAGAACGGGCGGCCCGCCUACAUCCCGGCCCAGAUGCACAGCACACUGGCCCCCAUCUUCCGCAUCAGCCUCCCGGUGCUGCACAGCAGCACGGCCAACAGGGUCCCCUGGCAGAACUACCACCUCAACGACUGGAUGGAGGAGCGCUACCGCCACAUCCCCGCGCCCUACGUGCGCCUCACGGGCUACCCCUGCUCCUGGACCUUCUACCACCACCUGCGCCCCGAGAUCCUGCGGGAGUUCACGCUGCACGACCACGUGCGGGAAGAGGCCCAGGCCUUCCUGCGGGGGCUGCAGGUGAACGGCAGCCGACCGAGCACCUUCGUGGGGGUGCACGUGCGCCGGGGCGACUAUGUGCGCGUCAUGCCUCAGGUGUGGAAGGGCGUGGUGGCCGACCGCGGCUACCUGGAGCAGGCGCUGGGCUGGUUCCGGGCCCGCUACCGCUCCCCGGUGUUCGUGGUCACCAGCAACGGCAUGGCCUGGUGCCGGGAGAACAUGGACGCCUCCCGCGGGGACGUGGUGUUCGCGGGCAAUGGUCUCGAGGGCUCGCCGGCCAAGGACUUUGCGCUGCUCACGCAGUGUAACCACACCAUCAUGACCAUCGGCACCUUCGGGAUCUGGGCCGCCUACCUGGCCGGCGGGGACACCAUCUACCUGGCCAACUACACCCUGCCCGAUUCGCCCUUCCUCAAAAUCUUCAAGCCCGAGGCCGCCUUCCUGCCAGAGUGGGUGGGGAUUAAUGCUGACCUGUCCCCAUUGCUCAAGCACUGA
Lepus europaeus (European hare) is the source of this 1044-nucleotide messenger RNA. It is a transcript of the gene FUT2, whose product is annotated as fucosyltransferase 2. Gene Ontology annotation, biological process: carbohydrate metabolic process. Gene Ontology annotation, cellular component: membrane. NCBI's taxonomy places the organism in Eukaryota, Metazoa, Chordata, Mammalia, Lagomorpha, Leporidae. The record is from RefSeq and is a predicted model, not a curated record. Bases 1 to 1044 code for a protein of 347 amino acids. The transcript has a single exon. Gene Ontology annotation, molecular function: galactoside 2-alpha-L-fucosyltransferase activity.